AGUCAGCGGAACUAUCUGCAAAGAUCACAGUGUGACGUAAACGACGAUCUAAACAAGUAUCAGCUGUGUAACAGUCAUUGUUCGUAUCCGUUUUGGCAGGCGUGCAAGAAUUCUGUUUUUCUUCGUUUUCUGAUCGUCGGUUAGCAGGUCCGACGGGAUAAACGGCAUACGCAUUAAUCAAGAAAAGAAGCAGAAAAAAGGGGGGAGGCUACGAGUUUUCCGUGCAACGCAACCGUGGCUGCGUGCGUGCUCCAGCCCCAGCCCCACCAACGAUCUUAGGGACAAUAAUCGUGUGAAAAACGGGGCGGUACGCGCAUAAGCCUGGCCUCGAGCAGCGAGUCAGACGACGGUGGACUCGCUCCGCCACCGUGCAAAAGGUCUCGUAGUUCUCUCCCGACUACUCUACGACCAGCGGACGAGCACCACACCGAUCCUGAGAUGGAAAACUAUCGCAUAAUGCAACAGCAGACUUCAAACGGUGGCAUUUCCUCCGGGCUGCAGCAGAAUGGUUCAACAGCUGACUCUGGUGGACCUCAUGCAAAUGGCAACAUGAUACCGGAAUCGGAUAAUGACAUCAAUAGUGUUAAUGGAGAAACAAAUCAGAAUUUGGGACCGCCAAAAAUAAUGGACAAAACCAAUCAAGAUAUUGUCAGACUUAUUGGACAACAUUUGAAGACAGUCGGACUGAAUCGCACAGCAGAUCUUCUCAUGCAAGAGUCCGGUUGUCGUCUAGAUCAUCCAGCUGCUGCAAAAUUUAGACAACAUGUUAUGGAUGGAGAUUGGACAAAGGCAGAGCACGACCUUAGUGAACUUAAAAUAUUUUUAAAUGGAGCAAAUCAAAGUCUAGUAGAGAUGAAAUUCUUGUUACUAGAACAAAAAUACUUAGAAUACUUAGAAGAAGGAUUAGUACUGGAAGCAUUGCAUGUCUUACGCAAUGAACUUACACCUUUAGGGCAUAAUACAGGUCGUGUACACCAGUUAUCUGCAUUUAUGAUGUGCAGUGGACGUGAUGAAUUACAGACACGUGCAGGCUGGGAUGGCAAAGGUGCAGUCUCGAGGGCUGCUUUAAUGGAUAGACUACAGAAAUAUCUGCCACCCUCCAUUAUGUUACCACCACGUCGCCUUCAUUCUCUUUUGUGUCAAGCUGUGGAAAUGCAAAAUCAACAAUGUACAUACCACGUAACACAUACUCAGGCAAGUUUAGAAAAUGUGUCACUGCUUGUGGACCACAGCUGUAGCAAAGAACAGUUCCCGUGCCAUACUCUACAGGUGCUCAAUAAUCAUUGUGAUGAAGUGUGGUAUUGUAAAUUUUCUCCUGAUGGUCGUAAACUAGCUACAGGUUCUAAAGAUAUGACUGUAAUUAUUUGGGAUGUUGAUCCAGAAACAUUGAGAGUAACUCAUAGAAAAACAUUAGAGGGUCAUACUUAUGGAGUAGCACUAAUUGCUUGGAGUCCUGAUAGCAGCCUUUUAAUUGCGUGUGGACCUGAAGAUUGUCCAGAGCUUUGGCUUUGGAGUAUUGACCCACCUGAUUAUGAACUACGUGCAACAGUAACCCAAAGUACUGAUGAUUCACUUACAGCUUGUGCUUGGUAUCCUGAUUCACGUAAAUUUGUAGCUGGAGGACUUCGUGGACAGUUCUAUCAAUUUGAUAUUGAAGGUAAUGUCUCAGAAUCAUGGGAAGGAGUUAGAGUAAAAUGUCUGUGGUGUAAAAAUGAUGGAAAAACGGUCCUCGCUGCUGAUUCGCAUCAUAGGAUUCGGGGAUAUAAUUUUGACGAAUUAUGUGACUUCACAAUAUUACAAGAAGAUCAUCCUUUGAUGUCCUUUAGUGUAGAUAAAGCAGAUCGACUUGCACUUCUUAAUGUGGCCAAUCAGGGUGUACAUCUUUGGGAUUUACAAGAUAGAUGUUUAGUAAGACGUUUUCAAGGUGUUACUCAAGGACAUUUCACAAUCCAUAGUUGUUUUGGUGGUGUAAAUCAAGAUUUUGUUGCAUCUGGUAGUGAAGAUACUAAAGUCUAUGUGUGGCAUAUCAAAAGGGAAUUACCUAUAGCAAUUCUCACAGGACAUAGUAGAACAGUAAAUUGUGUUUCAUGGAAUCCAGUAUAUCACCAAAUGAUGGCUUCUGUAUCAGAUGAUUGCACAGUGAGAAUAUGGGGGCCGAGGUCAUCUUCUCCAGAAAAAGUUGAUAGUGACAAGACUGUUCCAUUAGAAAGUAACUCCUCAAAUGGUAGUGGAUGGCAUGAAAUGGUAUCGUAGCGUACUACAGUAUAUCAGUGUUCCCAUGACCUCAUGGUGUUCAAAAGACUGUCAUAUUGAUUGUCAUACUGACUCUUUCCUGCCCCAGCAGCUAUCUCUUUAUGCCUCAUUACUGUAAGUCUGGGUAAAUGACUACUAUUGAGAGUAAAAGAGAGAUGUGUUAGCAUUAUGCUAAUUCAUUAAACAACUAAUAAUCAGGAGUUAUUUGAGAAUCAAUCUUUUCUUUAUUACCAGAUUUUAUAUACAAUAUUAUGGUUUACCUGUUUGUCAAAAUUAAAUUUAAAUGAUUUAUCAAUAUGAAUUAAUAAUGUAAAUUUUUGCAAACAAAAACAGCAUAAUAUAUGUUGGCUAAUAUAAGUUGUGACAAAAUAGAAUUUCAACAAAUUUCGCCGUAGCAUUGAUGUAAAGAGAAAAAUUAAUGUGCAUUAAUAAGCAUAAAGUAAAAAACAUUGCAGCAAGAUAUAAAAUUUAUGAUUUCGUGAGACUAUUAUCAAAAAAAGAAACCUUGUUUUGACAGAAACUGUGUCAGAUUUAAUCUUUCUAAAAAUAAAAAGCUGUAAAUAACAAUUUCGUGCUUAAUGAAUUUCUAAUUAAUUUUGUUAAUCAUUGAUGAGGGUGAUAUCAUUCUCAUUUUUCACUAUAUAUGUAACUGCCAUCUUACAUUAAUAUUGUAUGUUUCAAAUUGUAUACAGAUGUCGUAAAUCAUCAUUAAAAGUGUAGAAGUAAUACGAAUAUUAUAUGGAGAGAAAUUUAAUUUCAGUAAAUAAUUUGAUGACUAAGUGAGAUAAAUUAUGAAGUUUAUAAACAGUUUGAACUCUGUUAUGAGACGUACAGAUUGACGCAAAAUGAGUCAGAAAUUAAAAAUUCAACGAUUUUAGUAUAAAAAGAAAUAAACUCGAUUUGUAUGUGAAAGUUGAGCAUGAAUCCUGAUAUUAGUACCUUUAUUCAGUACUGUGAUUUUAUAUUAUUAAAAUGUACGCACUGAAUGUCAAAAAUUUAUAAAUAUUAUAUUUGCCUUAAUAUUUUCACGCUCAUAAAAAUUUUAAUAUAACAUUGGUAGAAUAACAUAGAUUUUGAACAUUUAUUUUAAAACAUUAGUUCCUUGAUAUAAAUCAAAUAUCUGUAUAUGUCGCAUUUCAUUUAUUACUAGUAUUUUGACUUUUAUUAUUACAAAAUAACAAUAACUAUCUUUUAUAACUAUAAUAAUAUCUAGAAAUUUUAAAUCAAAACUAAAGACAUAUGCUAUGAAUAAUUGUUAUUUUGAAUAUAUGUAACAUUACAGCAUCUUUUAACACUAUACUUAUUACAUUUUUACUUCACACAUCAAUUUUUGUUUUAUUCAUAGCAAACUAUACGAUUUGUCAUUCUCUGCCUUUUUAAAAUAAUUUCUUUACUAAUAAACAAAAAAAACAUACAUAAUGUAAAUUAAAUUCUUUCUUUUUUUUAUAAUAUGGUAACAUUAAAUAAUAUACUAUAAAAUAUAAUCACAAAUAAAAAUAUAAGAAUAUUUAAACACUUACUUUUCCUCUGUUGGAUUUGUUAUCAAACAAUGAAAACCAAACUGGAGGUCUCACAGUAUCAGAAGUUGUAGAGUAUGUGUGUACAAAUACAUUCAGAACAAAUAAUGUUACAAACAUGUUUACAUAACAAGAGAAGUUUACAUGCAAAGGAAAUGUCUGUAGUUUAUGCCCCUGAAAUUGUAGUGAGAUAAUAUAAUACCAAUCACUAUUAUCAUUUGCAUUUACCUGUGGUGCCUUAGCACUUAAUAAUCUAAUUAAAAGUUUCCAGGACUUUUUCAUAAUUUGGUAUAGUUUGCAAUAUAACAAACAAUAAGCGAUUAAUUUUGCUUAAAAGUAAGUUAUGAAUUCAAAUCUAACAUACGUCUUCAUCAUAAUUCUAUCAAAAAUAUCUUUGUCUUUAAUCUUUUCGGUUAUUUGGAAUACUAAUAAAGUGUUAAUAAUUGUCUCAUAUAAUUAAGUAUUUUUAUAUUUAUUGACAAAUAUUUCAAUAUUACUAUUCUAAACAAUAAGGAAAGUUAUUAGAAUUCUUAUUUUCUAUAAAAUUAGUGUACAACAACUUGAUAUAUAAAAUAUGUCAUGUUUGACAAAUUAAAUAUAGAAAUUUGCAUAAAAACUAAAUUAUUUAAAUUAUUUGACUUAAAUAAGGGGCAAAAAAUUUUCAUAGAAUCUUGAAAGUUGAAAAAAAUAACCUUCUUAGAAGUUUGAUUUAUGAUAGACAGAAUAAAAUGAAUAAUUCAAGUAAAUAGCUACUUUUUGAGCAGUAUUAUUUUAUGUUGGAUCAUAAUAUAUAAUUUUUAAAUAGUUUUGGACCAGAUAUGUACUGAAAUUUUGACAAAAUUAAAAAGAACUACAAAAAGAUAAUAUAUAUUUAAGCAUAAACUAUAUCUUACAUAACGAUUUGCGUUUUUACAGUGCAAUUGGAGUUGUUUAUUAGGAAAGCUAAUAUAAUUAAAUUAUAAUAUGAUUCAUCUUAUCAAGGAAGUAAAACUUGUUAAAGAAUCUUGUUUAUGUACAUUAUUAUUAUUAUUAUUAUUAUUAUAUUAUUAUAUUAUUAUUAUUAUUAUUAUUAUUAUUAUUAUUAUUAUUAUUAUUAUUAUUAUUAUUAUUAUAUUAUUAUUAUUAUUAUUAUUAUUAUUAUUAUUAUUAUUAUUAUUAUUAUUAUUAUUAUUAUUAUUAUUAUUAUUAUUAUUAUUAUAUUAUUAUUGGCUAUAUUUCUUAAACAUUUAGAUUUUAAUUUCUUAUCUCAUAUGUACAUAAAAUGAUAAAUAUAUGGUUUUAUGGGGAAAAACUGCCGUUUGUUAUCGUAGCAGUGUGUGUUUGUUCUUAAAAUGUCUAGUAUAGAUAUGUUAUAUUAAAAGUGCGUAAUAUUAGGUACUAAUUGUAUGAUUUGAGGCCAAUAAUGCGUGAGUUAACUGCUUGUUUUACUUAUAAUUUAUCCGAAAAUAUUUUAAAUAAACUAUGAAGAGUCAAAUAGAUGUGUGAAUAAGAAUUUGUUUAUGCAUAGUAUGUAUAAUAACGAAUAUUUCCUAUUUUUCGAAUAAUGGACAUUUCUAAUUUUUAAAAACGAAUAUGUACUUCUUAAUCUUUUAAAAUAUAAUCUACAUUGUGUAACAAAUUGCUUUAGUGAGAUAUUACUCUAUUAUUACAGGUUAAAACGAAUCGUAAUAAAUUUAAUAAUAGGUUAAUAUCAUAAUUUUGCAUUAAUAAUACUAAAAUUAAACAAAAUUUUGAUACAGAAUUUGUGCUUAACUUUAAAUACUUGAUAUAUAGAAAGAAUUAAAUAAAAAGAAAUUACAUCAUUUCCUGUACAAAUUAUGAGAAAAGUUAUCUUAAUAAUUAUUUUUUUAUUGCUAUAUAUAUGACAAACACUACUUGCAGAUGCACUCUUAAAUGAUUUUUUAAAAUACACAUUUCCCAUUUACAUAUAUAUUUUAUCUAUGCUUAUGUAUGAAAAGCUGUAUAAUAAAUAUUCUUCUACAAUCUUUAUAUUAGGCUGUUUCCAUAGGUACAAUGUUCUGCACUUUCUAACUUAACGUGUAUACUAUUAAAUUAUAUCGCUAUUUUAUACAUGAAAUGUUAUGUUAUGGAAAAAGUUUAUUAUAAUAUAUUAUUCUGCAUUAA
Bombus huntii is the source of this 5894-nucleotide messenger RNA. Its product is annotated as WD repeat-containing protein 26. Gene Ontology annotation, biological process: proteasome-mediated ubiquitin-dependent protein catabolic process. The transcript is spliced from 11 exons. Lineage: Eukaryota; Metazoa; Arthropoda; Insecta; Hymenoptera; Apidae. Bases 439 to 2253 code for a protein of 604 amino acids. Gene Ontology annotation, cellular component: GID complex. Gene Ontology annotation, molecular function: protein binding. The record is from RefSeq and is a predicted model, not a curated record.